Glycine soja is the source of this 2740-nucleotide messenger RNA. RefSeq names its product pentatricopeptide repeat-containing protein At4g19191, mitochondrial-like. Gene Ontology annotation, cellular component: intracellular membrane-bounded organelle. The record is from RefSeq and is a predicted model, not a curated record. Bases 452 to 2299 code for a protein of 615 amino acids. Gene Ontology annotation, molecular function: RNA binding; protein binding. Lineage: Eukaryota; Viridiplantae; Streptophyta; Magnoliopsida; Fabales; Fabaceae. Gene Ontology annotation, biological process: RNA modification. The transcript has a single exon.
UAUAUAUAUAUAUAUAUAAUUGUUAUUGAUAUGAAACAUCAAUGAGACAAUAGACUUGUCUAUAUCGAAUAAUCAUUUAUAAUAAUAUCUCUUCUUAUCAUGUUUUUUAUGCAUGAUAUUCGAAUAAGUAACAUUUGUAUCAACAAUUUAUUAAUAUUUUAUACAAUUAUUUAAUUAUAAUUAUGAUGAUAAAUUUAUUUAUUUUUAUAAUAAUUAUCGUAAAAGUUAGACUCAUUAUAAUUUCUGGAGUUAUAACUCCACAAAUCAUAGGCACAAACAAAUAUAGUACUCACCAUGACUGGCACUGAAGUAAGGUUGAGUUUGACAACAUAGUAAUCAGCAAAAACAAAGAAUUGAACCAUCGGUGUCUGGUAUUGUCUUCAUGCAUGCAAGCUUCCUUGGCAGCACCAAACAAGAGAAACAAAGAUGGCUACAAACUGAGAAGAAGUAAAUGUCAUUGCGUCCUUCGUUCCGAAGGUCACUCUACACAUGGAACUUGAUGAUUCGAGACUCCACCAUUAAUGGGUUCUUUACACAAACUUUAAACAUAUACUCUUCCAUGGCACACUCUGGUGUCCAUGGCAACAACCUCACCUACCCUUUGCUCCUCAAGGCCUGUGCUAACCUCCCUUCCAUUCAACAUGGGACAAUGCUUCAUGGGCAUGUCCUCAAACUUGGGUUCCAAGCAGACACCUUUGUUCAAACUGCCCUGGUUGACAUGUACUCAAAAUGCUCCCAUGUCGCAUCUGCACGCCAGGUGUUCGAUGAAAUGCCGCAGAGAAGUGUUGUCUCAUGGAACGCCAUGGUUUCAGCUUACUCUCGCAGAUCUUCGAUGGACCAGGCAUUGAGCCUUUUGAAAGAAAUGUGGGUUCUUGGUUUUGAGCCAACUGCUUCCACAUUUGUUUCGAUUUUGUCUGGUUAUUCCAACUUGGAUUCUUUUGAGUUUCAUUUGUUGGGGAAGUCAAUACACUGCUGCUUGAUCAAACUUGGGAUUGUGUAUUUGGAGGUCUCCCUGGCCAACUCACUAAUGGGUAUGUAUGUCCAGUUUUGCCUGAUGGAUGAAGCAAGGAAAGUUUUUGACUUGAUGGAUGAGAAGUCGAUUAUUUCUUGGACAACUAUGAUAGGGGGUUAUGUGAAAAUUGGGCAUGCUGUGGAAGCAUAUGGUUUAUUUUAUCAAAUGCAACAUCAAAGUGUUGGCAUAGACUUUGUUGUGUUUCUAAAUCUUAUUUCUGGUUGCAUACAAGUAAGAGAUCUUUUGUUAGCUUCAUCUGUUCACUCUCUUGUACUUAAAUGCGGGUGUAAUGAAAAGGAUCCCGUUGAAAAUUUGCUAAUUACAAUGUAUGCAAAAUGUGGAAACCUUACAUCUGCUAGAAGGAUAUUUGAUCUGAUCAUUGAAAAGAGCAUGUUAUCAUGGACAUCAAUGAUUGCAGGAUACGUCCAUUUAGGUCAUCCAGGGGAAGCACUGGAUCUGUUUAGAAGGAUGAUUAGGACUGAUAUUAGACCAAAUGGAGCAACGCUUGCAACUGUUGUGUCAGCUUGUGCGGAUUUGGGAUCACUCAGCAUUGGGCAAGAGAUUGAAGAGUACAUUUUUCUAAACGGGUUGGAAUCAGACCAACAAGUCCAAACGUCUCUCAUACACAUGUACUCCAAAUGUGGGAGCAUCGUGAAAGCCAGAGAAGUAUUUGAAAGGGUAACAGAUAAAGAUUUAACUGUUUGGACUUCUAUGAUAAAUAGUUAUGCAAUCCAUGGGAUGGGGAAUGAGGCUAUCAGCCUCUUUCACAAAAUGACAACUGCAGAAGGGAUAAUGCCAGAUGCCAUUGUUUACACUAGUGUUUUCCUGGCCUGUAGCCAUUCCGGAUUGGUAGAAGAGGGACUGAAGUACUUCAAAAGUAUGCAAAAGGAUUUUGGAAUAACUCCUACAGUAGAACACUGUACCUGUUUGAUCGAUCUUCUUGGUCGAGUCGGCCAGCUUGACUUGGCUUUAAAUGCAAUUCAGGGAAUGCCACCAGAUGUCCAAGCUCAAGUUUGGGGUCCAUUGCUAAGUGCUUGUAGGAUUCAUGGCAAUGUUGAGCUUGGGGAGCUUGCGACUGUUAGGUUAUUAGACAGUAGUCCUGGAAGCUCCGGAAGUUAUGUAUUAAUGGCUAACUUGUAUACCUCUUUGGGCAAGUGGAAGGAGGCGCAUAUGAUGAGAAAUUCGAUGGAUGGUAAAGGAUUGGUCAAAGAAAGUGGCUGGAGCCAAGUUGAGGUCACUGAUACCUAUCAUACAUUUGCUGUGGGAAAUCAGUCACAGGUUGCUUAGUCAUUUAUCUACAAGAGCAAGACACUAGAAUAUCUAAUUUUUAUUCUUCAAGAAGGUAGAGAUACAGCAGGAACAAUAUCAAUGAAUGAUUAACUGUAAAAUUAACAGACUAGCGAACCCUGAAAACCUAAGGUUAUCCAUAGAAUUGUUGCAGCUGGUUGUGUCAAUAGUACUUCCAGUAUACUAUAAGAACAUGCCAUGUAGUUCAAGUCCAUGACUAAUGAAAUGGCCAGGAUUUUACCAUGCAAGAUCAGUAUGCAGUUGCAUUUUGAAUUCGGUUCUUGUCAAACUAAGGGCUUCAGGUGAAAAUUGUGAUUUCCUUCUGUUUCACCUUUUUCUGACCUGGUUUUGCUCAUAAAUUUGAUACAUGUAAAUCAUCCUCUUUCCUUACUAUAGAAGAAGUAAAUUGAAAACAUCAGGUAUUUAUUGUCCUUUCUGUCA